ACACACUGUCAGUAACUGUUCAGUAUCAUCCAUCAAACAAAUACUACCAUCAAUUUGCGUGUCACCACAAAUUCAAGUACAAUGAUCGAUGUUUCCAGCACCAUUUUUAAAUAUCUUACCAAUUCAACAAUCAUAACUGGAGGCUCACUCUUGAUAAUCUUCUACAUCUUCAGUGAUUUUAUAAAGAGAUUUUUGACUCCCGCCCAACCCAUGACAGUAUCACAAGAAGAUAACGGAUUAUCUCGCCGUUCACGUAAAAGUUUGGUCACCGUACAUCAAACCGACACAAGAAUAUUCAAGGCGUCUGGAUCAACUUCCGGACUCGUCUCGCCCACCAUCCCGUUCGAGAGACGGAGUUUCAACAAAAUUGACCAACUACUCUCAAUAUCCGCAAGUAGACACGUAAGAAGAAUAAAAGCCAAGAUUCUCAAGAAACGCCAUUUGAAGAAUAACAAGAACAGUACUGCAAUUUUGGAGAGGAAGGAAACUUUGGAAGAUUUCACCGAUUACCAGGACGAUUUUGUACCGUUAGAAGCGUGUAAAAAAGAGUACAAAAUGGAAACUGUUCCUCAGGUAUAUACUUAUAAAAAUGACAGUGUUGAAAACGGCUCCAGCCAAAUAAAAUUAGAUUUCCUCGAUCAUAAAGAGUGGGCUAAAGAAACAGAACAAUUUUUAUAAGCAACUAACUUACUUUAAUUAACUGAAAAAUAAAGGAAUUAAUAUUAA
Molecule: messenger RNA, 726 nt
Organism: Aethina tumida (small hive beetle)
Lineage: Eukaryota; Metazoa; Arthropoda; Insecta; Coleoptera; Nitidulidae
Exons: 2
Coding region: 82-678 (198 amino acids)
Source: RefSeq, a predicted model, not a curated record